This is a messenger RNA of Yamadazyma tenuis ATCC 10573, 2604 nucleotides long. NCBI's taxonomy places the organism in Eukaryota, Fungi, Ascomycota, Pichiomycetes, Serinales, Debaryomycetaceae. The record is from RefSeq and is a predicted model, not a curated record.
GAUUGGGACAGAGGUGGAAACACCAAACUGAACAGUUUGACUCCAUUGUACUCACUUUCAAAAAAGUAUAUUGAGGCCAAUCCCGGUGCUGUCUGCUUGAUACAAGUCGGAAGUUUCUACGAAUUGUAUUUUGAACAAGCGGAGACUUAUGGAUCCAAACUAGGCUUGAAGGUAGCCACAAGAAAAACGUCAAAUCAUAAUGUUCCUAUGGCAGGAUUCCCGGUGAUCCAGCUUCAAAAGUACGUGAAAAUCCUUGUACAAGACUUGCAAGUUAAUGUGGCCAUUAUAGACCAAUUUCCUGGAGAAGAGACGAUAGGAGAUAAAAUGAUACAUAGGAAAGUAUCUAGAAUCGUCACACCCGGAACCUUGGUAGACGAAACCUUCAUGAAUUACAACGAAAACAACUAUCUUUUGGCGAUUUCUUUCCCAACUGGGUGCAACAAACAGCCCCACGAUCCCGACAUGCCAGUGGGGAUAUCGUGGAUAGACUUGUCAGUAGGUGACUUUUACGUUCAACAGACCUCACUUUCGGAGUUGAUCUCAGACAUCUCAAGAGUCAAUCCCAGUGAAAUCAUAAUAUCUAAAGAAUUCAUUAAUGAAGACCUACCCGCUUGGUACUCAGGAUUGCACGACUUAAGAAAGUAUUUUAUACGGUAUCACAAAACUGCUUAUAAUGAUCUUAAGCUCCUGUUUAAAUCGAACUUGAAUGGCAUAAGAAAACUUAUUGAGACAUUCUCGGUUAGGGAGGAGGCAGCCAUGAAUAUGGUUCUUUCGUAUAUAAAUGUGAACUUGCCCGAAAGAAACCCUUCUUUGGACUUGCCUAUGAAAUACUGGAACGAGAAGUAUUUACAAAUGGACUCUAGAACCAGAGAUGCUUUGGAGUUGAUUGAACGUAAUAGUGGGACCAGUGGUAAAUCUUUGACUGUGGGAUCAUUACUAAACACCAUCAAGAAAACUGUCACACCCUCUGGGACCAGGCUAUUAACCGAAUGGAUUAAGUCUCCCAUACUAGAUAUCGAUGAAAUCAAGCAUAGACAAGAGUUUGUCAAGUUUUUCCUCAACAAUCAGUAUCAAGCCACGAUCAUCGAGAAGCUAUUGAACUCCAUUGAUGAUUUUGUUCGGAGUGCUCAGAGAUUGACUUUGGGAACAGGUGAUACAAUCGGCAACUUAAAGUCUAUAUCUCUGGGGUUGCAAACUUCGGAUGAGUUGAAACAGUUUUUGACGUCUAAUCGUCCAAGUGAAUUCGAAGAUUUGAUCGACAAUUUCCUUAUGGAGUUCAAAGUUCCCUCUGAGAUAGCAACCGAGAUCAAUGAUACGUUUGAAGUAGUCCUGUUGCCUGGAGUAGAGGGAGUGUUGGAAGAAGAUACAAUCACUGAACUAGAGUCAAACACUUCAAGAAGCCAAGACAUGGUCCAAUUCAUGGUGAAAAAGGACCACAAUGAUGAAUUGAAAGAGUUGCACGAGAGUCUAGCAAUAAUGAAAGAUAAAGAAAGCAUUCUCUUUGCCUCUAUCAGGGACAAGUUCCUUGAAAUAGAUGACAAACUAACGGUUCAGAUAAAACAGCAACAUGCCAAAUUCUACGAUGUGAUAUACGUGAAUGGCAAGUCCAAACUGAUUGAUUUAAUCAACAAGGAGUUUCAGGAACACAUCAGGGACAAGAGGAAAAACAUGGUCCUAUUCAAGUCAAAUGACUGGAAGUUUCUCCAAUUUGAGAUCAGCCAACAGUUGGAAAAGAUCCAAGAAUUAGAAAAUCAAAUCAUCAACAACUUGAAGGAGAAGACCGUUCAAAAGGUGGUAGAGAUUAGAAGAUUAAGCAAACUUCUUGACUUUCUUGAUGUAACUUUAUCCUUCUCCAAAUUGUCCCAUGAGUUCAACUUAUGCUGUCCACAGUUUAUUCAAGGCAACCAGCUUGUAAUAGAAGAAGGAAGGCACAUUGUAGUUGAGUCAAGUUUGAAAAAUAUCGGAUCAAACUUCACAAGCAAUAAUACCAAGUUGAAUAGGAAUCUGAAACAAUGGAUCAUCACAGGCCCUAACAUGGGAGGAAAGAGUACAUUCUUGAGACAAAACGCUAUCAUUGUGGUUCUUGCUCAAAUCGGGUGUUUCGUGCCUGCUUCAAAAUGCCAAAUGGAUACGGUUGAUAAAUUGUUCACCAGAAUAGGAGCAUCAGAUGAUUUGUUUAAUGAUCUCAGUACUUUUAUGGUGGAGAUGGUGGAAGUAAGCAACAUUUUGAAGAAUGCCACCAAAAAGUCACUAGCUAUUGUGGAUGAGGUGGGAAGGGGCACAAGCGGUAGAGAAGGAUUAGCAAUUGCUUAUGCCACAUUAGUGAGUUUGAUUAAAGUUAACAAAUGCAGAACUCUUUUUGCAACUCAUUUUGGCAAUGAAAUUAAGCAACUACUUGAUAGUGACUCAACUACAAAGCAAAGCAUUGGUUUCUUCAAGACUGGAGUUGUUACGGAAAAGCAAGGGGACCAAAUCCACUUGACCAUCAAUCAUAAGCUAGAAGAGGGAAUCAGUGAAAGAAGUUACGCUAUAGAAGUAGCACAAUUAGCAGGAUUCCCCAAGUAUAGCUUGAAAAUUGCUAAUAAAGCAUACAAGGCUCUCUAG